GAGAAACAUGGAUGUGAGAGAAAAUUAUUGAUCAGCUGCUUCCUACAUGCCCCCUACUGGGGAUAAAAUUCACAACCCAUGAAUGUGCUCUGACCAGCAAUCGAACCAUGAUCCUCUGGUACAUAGGUCAACACUCAACCACUGAGCCACGCCAGCCAGGCAAAUUAUCUAUACUUUUAACUAAAAGUCAGUGAAUGAGAAAAAUUAAUUUUUGCCUGAGCUAAAAUUUAUAUUUGUAACAGGAGUGAUGUCAGUUCACUCAAAUUAUGGUUUUUGAACAAUUUAACAAACUAAUUCUAGGUUUAAACUCCUCAGUCCAACUUUCUCUAGAGAAUUCAGUAAACUCAUCAGUCAUGUAAAAACAUAGAAUAGACUCUGUAUAUGUGCAACCAAGAUAAGGGUCUUAUGAUUGAGAACAUAAUGCCCAGGGCUGGGUAGAGAGAAGGCUGCUGCCUUCAUGUUGUGAGAGAGGCAAUUGGGCUGUUUGCCUUGCCCCCAACUAGCAGCCCCACCCCAUAUCACUCCAUCAGCAUGGCUGCCUCUUUGGACAUUCAACUGGUCCUUUCUGCAGAUAAGCAUGCAUUAUAAAAUUAAAAAUUGUUUUCAUUGGAGGAGGUCUCAAAACUAAUGAGUCCCUUAGGUGGGGCUUACUUUGAUAGCUAACUACAAACAGAAUGGGAAAUAGAUAAGAUGUCUGCAUGAGAAAAGGGGAGAUGAAACAAACUAUUUGAAUAAAGGGACCAAAAAUGGUGAGUUUGGAUGGGGGGUUCAUAUACUUGUUGAAGAUAGCAGAGUAUCAGUUGAUUUGGAGUAGAGGAAAAAUGUGGGAGUUAGAGGUCAGUGCUUUUUUAAUACGGAAAUGUUUAUGCCAAUUUACAUGUUUAGAAAAUAGUAUGUAAUGAAUCUUUAUGUAUCUACCAUCCAGAUUCAAUCAUAAUUCACCUACUAUGAUAAGUCUCAUUUGUUUUUAUGGAAACCUACCCUUUUGCCCUCCCCCCUUCCUUUCCCCUUACAUAUAAAUAAGAGCAAUUCCAGGUAAUUUAUUGAUUCAAAUCUUGUCCCAAUUGAAGAAACACUUUUACCUCACUUUCUUCUUUCUCCCUCUCUCUCCCACUCUCCCUCCCCUCCCCACCCCAUUUUAGCUCUAUUUUCAACUUUCAGCACUGCAGCUCUGAGGGUCCAACUUUUCCAGGAUACACAUCUGUAAAGGUCAGCCCUGCACCCUGAGCAGAUAAAGGGAGGAACUGUACCAGCAGUGCCUCAUGCCUCAGCCUUUCUCUGUUCUGGACUGAUAGCUUCAUAAUGGCAGUGGGUGAGGCCCUGGUGCACAUCAAGGUCACUCUUCUGCUGCUUUGGUUUGGGGUAUCUCUGUCCAUUUCUGGCCACUCUCAGGCUAGGCGUUUUCAGCGCUUCUCCAAAGAAGUCGUGAUUCCCUUGAAGGUGACAAGCAGGGACCGAGGUGCUAAGGCUCCAGGCUGGCUCUCCUACAGCCUGCGGUUCGGGGGCCAGAGACACAUUAUCCACAUGAGGGUCAAGAAGUUCCUGGUUUCCAGACACCUACCAGUGUUCACCUACACAGACCAGCAUGCCCUCCAAGAGGAUCAGCCUUUUGUUCCUGAUGACUGCUACUACCAUGGUUAUGUGCAGGGGGUCCCAGGGUCCCUGGUUGCACUCAGUACCUGUUCUGGAGGUUUCCGAGGAAUGCUACAGAUAAAUGACCUUGCUUAUGAAAUUGAGCCCAUCAGGCACUCUACUACAUUUGAACACAUGGUGUAUAAGAUAGAUAGUGAUGAAAUACAGUUCCCGCCUAUGAGAUGUGGCUUGACAGAAGAGAAAAUAGCACGCCAAUUGGAGUUGCAAGAGUUGCCUAAGUCCACUCUGAUGCAAAGUUCUCAUGCGAACUGGUGGACUCACUUGCGAUUUCUUGAGUUGGCAAUAGUUGUGGACUACUUUCGAUACCUUUUCUCUGGACGUAAUACGUCAUUAGUGCAGCGUGAGCUACUUGAGCUUGUCAGUGUGGUAGAUAUCUUCUAUAGCCCUUUCAAGCUUAAUGUAAUUUUGAUUGGAGUUGAGAUCUGGAAUCAAAGAAACCUAGUUUCCACUGAUGACAUAGAUCAGCUUCUGGACGACUUUUCUCUCUGGAAGUUUACCAAUCUUGAUGGCCGACUACAACAUGAUGAUGUCCAUCUUAUCAUAAAAAAAUCAUUUGGUAAUAAGCUUGGAGUUGCCUAUAUUGCAGGAAUAUGCCGGAAGCCUUUUAAUAGUGGAGUUGCUGUUUUCCGGGACCACAAUGUGUACUCUUUUGCACUUACUUUGGCCCAUGAGCUUGGUCAUUCUCUGGGUAUGCAGCAUGACACUGCAUGGUGUGUGUGUGAUGCCAAGUGGUGCAUAAUGUCAGCCUUGAAACGGCCAACAGUUAAAUUCAGCAACUGCAGUUAUGCCCAGUAUUUGGACACUACAAUGCGAUCUGGUUUAUGUAUUUACACUCCUCCACAUCCAAGGAAUAUUUUUAGGUUACAGUAUUGUGGGAACCGAGUUGUUGAAAGAGGUGAGGAGUGUGACUGUGGAUCUAUAAGGCAGUGUGGUAAAGAUCCCUGUUGUCAGUGGAACUGCACUCUGAGCCCUGGUUCUGCUUGUGCUUUUGGGCUGUGUUGCAAAGGCUGCAAGCUCAUGCCAUCAGGGGCUUUGUGCAGACCACAGGUCGGUGAAUGUGACCUUCCAGAGUGGUGCAAUGGGACAUCCCACCAGUGCCCAGAAGACGGAUAUGUGCAAGAUGGGAAUCCCUGUGGUGACAAAGCCUAUUGUUAUAAAAAGAAUUGUAGCAGCCAUGACAGACAGUGCAGGGAGAUUUUUGGUGAAGAUGCAAAGAGUGCAUCUCAGGAGUGCUACAAAGAAAUCAACUCCCAGGGAAGCCGUUAUGGCCACUGUGGUCUAGAUAGUAAUAAAUACCUAAAAUGUAAUACCUCAGAUAUCUUCUGUGGGAGAGUUCAGUGUGAAGACGUGUCAGUUAUUCCUAACCUGACAGAACAUACAACAGUACAUCAGCUUCAGAUCAACUUCACCAUUUGCUGGGGCACUGAUUAUCAUUUAGGGAUAACCACACCUGAUAUUGGUCUAGUGAAAGAUGGCUCAGUGUGUGGUCCAGGAAAGAUAUGCAUCAACCAGAAAUGUGUCAAUAUGCCUCUUGUAUCACAAGCCUGUCAGACUGAUACCUGCCACACGAGGGGAGUCUGCAAUAAUAAACAGCACUGCCACUGCAGCCAGGGGUGGGCACCUCCCAACUGCAUGCAGAAAGGCGAUGGAGGUAGUAUUGAUAGUGGCCCACCUCCUUCUAAGAAUGGACAACCACAACCACAACCACAACCACAACCACAACCACAGGCCAACGUACUAAAACCCACUUCAAAAACAGAUUGCAUGACUACCUGCAUUUCUUAG
Molecule: messenger RNA, 3438 nt
Organism: Pipistrellus kuhlii (Kuhl's pipistrelle)
Lineage: Eukaryota; Metazoa; Chordata; Mammalia; Chiroptera; Vespertilionidae
Product: disintegrin and metalloproteinase domain-containing protein 20
Exons: 2
Coding region: 1303-3438 (711 amino acids)
Biological process (GO): proteolysis; male gonad development
Cellular component (GO): external side of plasma membrane; sperm head plasma membrane; plasma membrane
Molecular function (GO): metalloendopeptidase activity
Source: RefSeq, a predicted model, not a curated record